AUGCAAAUUCGAGGCACACGUUGUCGUCAUGCCGACUGGCUUGAGAUUUCGCGCAGCUUCCGGCCCGAGCCUCAGUCCGCCCGGCCUUGGCGGACAGGGCCGGUCGGCGACUGCUUCUUCCGCCGACGCACGGACGUGAGGCCAGCCGACACUUUGCCCCUUCAACGUUCCCCAUCGCCGGUCGAGUCCCGGUGGGGUCGAGGGGAGCUGAGGUGGCUUCUGGAAUGCCGGCUCUGCAUGGACCCGUCCGGCGUUCAUGGGGUUGUUGCGUCUCGAAGGGACUGCUCGAAGCAAGUUCCUCUUCGAGCAGAGUUCGAGCCCCGGAGGCCGGUUUCCACGACGGCCAAUUGCAUAAAUCGUAGGGCAGCUGUGCUAUGGCGGGGCAGAUUUGCAGACGAGCCCGCUUGUCUAUCUGUAUGGUGUCUGUAUGGCGUCUCUUUGUCUGGUGGUGCGUUGUGCAGGGCUCUGAUCAGGUGUUUCGGCGCGUUGAGUCUGAGUCCCGAGUACCGGUCGGCCGGCGUCAGCGCCCAGCACUGGCGGGCACUGAGCCGGCGGCGCGUCGAGCUGCUCACCUUCCUCAAGUACCGACUGGCCGCCUGGCGCCGGCAGACGCACGCCUACGAGGUCCAUCUGACCCGGCAUGAGCAACACUUUGCCGGCUUGACUUGCAAUGGGACUCCGGGCAUCGAACAAUCGGACGGCACCAAGGUCAUAUGGACGGAAGUGUACGAGCCGGCCGGAGAGAGCCAUGGAAACAACUCUGUCUGCUCCAACUUCGAAUUCAACAUCCACAGAAAGUAUCCGGAGAAGAUCCGCUGGGUGUGGAACGAAGCCAUCCGCUACUGCUCUGGUCACCACGUCUAUCGCAUUUUGGUGGAGUUGACUAUGCAAAUUGUAGGUGCUGACUGCGACGGUGGCGGGAAAAAAGAACUGCAGUCAACUGACUUCUUCGAAAUAGACGCCCCGAAGGCUCACGUCGACAGGAUCAGGCGGACAACAAAUGGCGAGCUUUGGCAGUGGGCGUCGUUAAUCCUUGAACAUGUUCUGUUCCAGCCAUGUGGACGCGCUGAUGGGAACAUCCAGGGGCAAGAAUGA
Protopolystoma xenopodis is the source of this 1095-nucleotide messenger RNA. The record is from the annotation of a GenBank genome assembly. NCBI's taxonomy places the organism in Eukaryota, Metazoa, Platyhelminthes, Monogenea, Polystomatidea, Polystomatidae.